Molecule: messenger RNA, 2352 nt
Organism: Bubalus bubalis (water buffalo)
Lineage: Eukaryota; Metazoa; Chordata; Mammalia; Artiodactyla; Bovidae
Gene: HTRA1
Product: HtrA serine peptidase 1
Exons: 10
Coding region: 73-1812 (579 amino acids)
Biological process (GO): proteolysis; programmed cell death; positive regulation of apoptotic process
Cellular component (GO): extracellular region
Molecular function (GO): protein binding; serine-type endopeptidase activity
Source: RefSeq, a predicted model, not a curated record
CCGCGCUCUGCCCGGAGCCGCUCUCCGGCCCUCGCCCAGCCCGCUGCCGCCGCCGCCGCCGUCGGAGUCGCCAUGCAGCCCCCGCGCGCCCCGUUCCUCCCGCCGCCGACGCCGCUGCUGCUGCUGCUGCUGGUGCUGCUCGCCGCGCCCGCCUCGGCGCAGCCGGCCCGGGCCGGACGCUCGGCGCCGGGCGCCGCCGGGUGUCCCGAGCGCUGCGACCCCGCGCGCUGCGCCCCACCGCCGGGAUCCUGCGAGGGCGGCCGCGUCCGCGACGCGUGUGGCUGCUGCGAGGUGUGCGGCGCGCCCGAGGGGGCCGAGUGCGGCCUGCAAGAGGGCCCCUGCGGCGAGGGGCUGCAGUGCGUGGUGCCCUUCGGGGUGCCCGCCUCGGCCACGGUGCGGCGGCGAGCGCAAUCUGGCCUCUGCGUGUGCGCCAGCAACGAGCCGGUGUGCGGCAGCGACGCCAAAACCUACACCAACCUGUGCCAGCUGCGCGCCGCCAGCCGUCGCUCCGAGCGGCUGCAUCAGCCGCCGGUCAUCGUCCUGCAGCGCGGCGCCUGCGGCCAAGAGGUACCUCUGAGGACCGGAGCCUGGCUUCAUUCAGUUGAAGCCUUGCCCACAAGCAGGUCACCUGAAGUCACUGUUCAGCGCGGUGCACUGGCCGCCGGCUCUGGCACAGAGGCUCGGCCGGAGCGUUCCUUUAGCCGGAGUGGCCGUGGGAGGUCUUUUGGAGGAGGCCCUGCCAUUGGAUUGGCAGCCUGGAGUUGGAGCGAGCCACGUGAGGACGUGGGGAAGGAGCUCCCUGGGCAGGAGCGGCUCUACCAGUCCUGGGAUCACAAGGAAGGUCAGGAAGAUCCCAACAGUCUGCGCCAUAAAUACAACUUUAUUGCCGAUGUCGUGGAGAAGAUAGCUCCUGCCGUGGUUCACAUCGAACUGUUUCGCAAGCUUCCUUUUUCUAAGAGGGAAGUGCCGGUGGCCAGUGGGUCUGGAUUCAUCGUGUCCGAAGAUGGACUGAUUGUGACAAACGCCCAUGUGGUGACCAACAAGCAUCGGGUCAAAGUCGAGCUUAAGAAUGGUGCCACCUACGAGGCCAAAAUCAAAGACGUGGACGAGAAGGCGGACAUUGCCCUUAUCAAAAUCGACCACCAGGGAAAGCUGCCCGUGCUACUGCUUGGCCGCUCCUCAGAGCUGCGGCCGGGAGAGUUCGUGGUCGCCAUUGGAAGCCCGUUUUCCCUUCAAAACACGGUCACCACGGGGAUCGUCAGCACCACCCAGCGUGGUGGCAAAGAACUGGGGCUCCGGAACUCGGACAUGGACUACAUCCAGACAGACGCCAUCAUCAAUUAUGGAAACUCCGGAGGCCCAUUAGUAAACCUGGAUGGUGAAGUGAUUGGAAUUAACACACUGAAAGUGACAGCUGGAAUCUCCUUUGCAAUUCCAUCUGAUAAGAUUAAAAAGUUCCUAACGGAAUCCCAUGACCGACAAGCCAAAGGCAAAGCCAUCACCAAGAAGAAGUAUAUCGGCAUCCGAAUGAUGUCACUCACACCCAGCAAAGCCAAAGAGUUGAAGGAUCGCCACCGAGACUUCCCCGAUGUGCUUUCAGGAGCGUAUAUCAUUGAAGUAAUUCCUGAUACCCCCGCAGAAGCCGGGGGGCUCAAGGAAAACGACGUCAUCAUCAGCAUCAACGGACAGUCGGUGGUCUCCGCCAACGACGUCAGCGACGUCAUUAAGAAGGAAAGCACCCUGAAUAUGGUUGUCCGCCGGGGCAACGAAGACAUUAUGAUCACCGUGAUUCCCGAAGAAAUUGACCCCUAGGCAGAGGCAUGAGCUGGACUCCAUGUUUCCCUCAGAGAACUCUCCCAUGGACGAUGCUCGGUGACUCUGGGGCUGGUGGCACCGGAUGCCCAAGACUUGACUGCCAUGUUGCUUGUUCCGCAGAAACACUGGCCCGCAGAACCCUUCUUGAUAGUUCGCAGGCAAAAGCCAAUGUAAAACGUUGUAGACCCGCAGGCAGAAGCUCCCCCUUCUGUAUCCUAUGUACGCAGUGUGCUUUUUCUUGCCAGCUUGGACCGUCCCUACUCGGACAGUCAGCAUUUGUCUUCUCCUUUAACCGAGUCACCAUCUUAGUCCAGCUAAGGCUGUUGCUGUAACGCAUAGAUAAGAGGAAGGUCCUAUGGGAGCCAGGAUGGUACUGGGCGUGUUUAUGCUUUCUUCCGAGUCAGCACCCAGAGGAGGGAGAUGCCGAGACAACGAGAGGGUGAGCGCUGGCUUCCGGAAUGGCCACAGUUGCCUCUUUUAGGAAUCUCUUCAGAACUGGGAGCACAGUGACUUGAGUUAUUAAAAUACUUGUUCAUA